UCCUUUCGUUUCGUCAUGUCUUGGGAAGACCAGGGAGGGCCAAGAAACGGCGGGCGAGCUUUGUGGAGUCCUCCAGGGAAAAAGGCUCGCCCGGCCGAUUUUGAUUUGAUCUUAAAAUGCUUCAAGUUCACGGACCUUUUUAACAGACAGUCCAGUCUGUCCUCUUCGCCUUCCUCUGAAACAACUAGCAACCCUGGGAUGCAUCCCGAGGACAUGGACGGCCAAGUGAGUGGAGCGGGUCGUCGUCCCAUCUUCAGCAACGAGAAGGUCAUCAAUGACUGCAUCCACGGGUCAAUCCAGCUUCCUCCCGCGAUUCUGGCAAUUGUGGACACGCCUCAAUUCCAGCGUUUACGGUACAUCAAGCAAACCGGGACGUGUCACCUGGUUUUUCCAAAUGCCACCCACAAUCGCUUUCAACAUUCUAUUGGGGUUGGUCAUCUCGCCAGAAAGUUCGCCGAAGAACUCCGAAGACGUCAUCAGGAUUGGAUGGACGAAAAGGAUAUUCUUUGCGUGAUGAUGGCGGGUGUAUGUCACGACCUGGGACACGGUCCAUUUUCUCAUCUCUGGGAGCAAUUCGUCAAGGAAGCGGGCCAAAAAGAGUUUCAUCACGAAGACUUAUCCAUAGCCAUGUUUAAUCAUUUGAUCGAAGAAAACAACCUUCGGCCCAAGUUGAAAGAAUUGGGCGAUUUGAAUGAAGACGAUCUCCUCUUUGUGAAAGAACAGAUUGCUGGUCCAAUCUGCAAAGAAACUGGUCUUCCUGAUCACCGUGCUUCCCAUGAAAGUUGGCCUUAUCGUGGACGAGACGAAUCCAAAUCCUUUCUUUACGAAAUCGUGGCGAAUAAAGAGACAGGCAUUGAUGUCGACAAGUGGGAUUACUUUCUUCGCGAUGAUCACUACUUAAAAAUUGGCCACUUGUUUGAUCACCAACGCUUUAUUUCGUAUUCGAAAGUGCUCGAAGUGGAUCCCGGAAAUGGAACGUCUCGGAGACGAAUUUGUCUUCGAAACAAAGAGGAAACAAAUCUUUUGGAGAUGUGCAGUGAUCGGGCUCGACUUCAUUCAUUGGGAUACCAGCACCGAGUUUCCAAGGUUGCCGAUAGAAUGUUGAAAGACGCGUGGUUAAGCGCAAAAGAUCACAUUCAAGUUAAAGGCAAGGACGGUCAAGUCCACAAUCUGGUCACGGCUUCCACCGCCAUGGACAUGGUGGCUCAUUGCAGAUUGACGGACGAAUAUGUCUACUUCAAGAUCAUGGAGGACGCCAAUCCCAAGCUAAAAGACGCCCAAGCCAUGCUAAACCGUAUAGAAAGACGCGACUUCUAUUUGGACGUAUUCGAAUUAAACACCAAGGAUUUUCCGGUGCUUCACAAUAAGACGGAAAAAGAAGUAAAACAGAUGCUGUUUGAAUAUACGACCAAGUUUGGAUCGGGAGACGAUGCAGGUGAAACAAAGUCACUUGAUCUGGACCAGAUCGUGGUUUUGAAGAAAGUGGUGUCAACUGGGACAAAGACGAAAAAGGCAUUCUUUUACCGCAAAGAUACGACGAUAUUUACAAAGGAUAUCAACACUCUACGUGUCAAUGCCUUGGAGCAGGAGAGCUUUUUCAUUUGCUGUAAAGAUCGGUCUUUGGGUGAUAUAACCAAGAAAUUUGCGAUGGCCUGGAGUACGUCUUUGAGGCAAAAGAACGGUCAUAUUCCGUAGUGAACCGUGUCCGCAAGGAGACUAUAUUUUGUACUUUUAGAUAAUUUUGAUACCUAACCUAUUUUGUGAUACGAUGAUACGGUCUUUCCAAGAAAAAUGAUGAAACAAGCGUAAAAUAAAUCCGAGACUAUGAA
This is a messenger RNA of Tigriopus californicus, 1829 nucleotides long. Its product is annotated as deoxynucleoside triphosphate triphosphohydrolase SAMHD1-like. Gene Ontology annotation, cellular component: nucleus. The record is from RefSeq and is a predicted model, not a curated record. The coding region runs from base 16 to 1695 and encodes 559 amino acids. Gene Ontology annotation, biological process: dGTP catabolic process. Lineage: Eukaryota; Metazoa; Arthropoda; Copepoda; Harpacticoida; Harpacticidae. Gene Ontology annotation, molecular function: dGTPase activity. The transcript has 6 exons.